Molecule: messenger RNA, 774 nt
Organism: Melozone crissalis (California towhee)
Lineage: Eukaryota; Metazoa; Chordata; Aves; Passeriformes; Passerellidae
Gene: TNNC2
Product: troponin C2, fast skeletal type
Exons: 6
Coding region: 1-774 (257 amino acids)
Cellular component (GO): myosin II complex
Molecular function (GO): calcium ion binding
Source: RefSeq, a predicted model, not a curated record
AUGGCCGCUCCGCCACGGCUCGUCCCGGGAUCCUCCCUGCGCGGCUCCGCCUCCGCCGGGAACCCGGAUCGGGGCGGCGGAGCCGGCACCGCCCGGCACGGCCGGGAUCGGGAUCGGCGCUUGCGGCACCGUCCGGCGCCAUCGGGAUCGGCUCUCCCGGCACCGCCCGGCACGGCCGGGAUCGGGAUCGGCGCUUGCGGCACCGUCCGGGACUCUCGGAUCAGGCUCAGGGCUCAGCCUGGCUCUGCCCGCAGCCCCUGCCUAGGACCCGACCCCGCCCUUCUCGCCUUGCAGACGGACCAGCAGGCAGAAGCCCGUGCCUUCCUCAGCGAGGAGAUGAUUGCGGAGUUCAAAGCCGCCUUCGACAUGUUCGAUGCUGACGGUGGUGGAGACAUCAGCACCAAGGAGCUGGGGACGGUGAUGAGAAUGCUGGGCCAGAACCCCACCAAAGAGGAGUUGGAUGCCAUCAUUGAGGAGGUGGACGAGGACGGCAGCGGCACCAUCGACUUUGAGGAGUUCUUGGUCAUGAUGGUGCGCCAGAUGAAAGAGGAUGCCAAAGGCAAAUCUGAGGAGGAGCUGGCCAACUGCUUCCGCAUCUUUGACCGGAAUGCGGAUGGGUUCAUUGACAUCGAGGAGCUGGGUGAGAUCCUGAGGGCCACUGGGGAGCCUGUCACUGAUGAGGACAUAGAGGACAUGAUGAAGGAUUCAGACAAGAACAAUGACGGUCGCAUCGACUUUGAUGAGUUCCUGAAGAUGAUGGAGGGUGUGCAGUAA